AAACUACUCAGGGGCGGGGUUUCCGGCGGGCUCGUGUGAUUACGUUGCACAGUAGGCGUUUAAUUCAUGUUCCGCUGCGCAUACCUGAUUUCGUGAAUAACAUUAUACAAGUUGGAGGUAGUUUUAAUUGUGAAAUGUCUAGCCGCAGUCGACUGACAAAGAUGACGGAAAGCUCCGCGAACAAGCUGCUAAACGGAGACGCCUGUAACCGGACCAUAAAUGAAAAAAAAUCGAGCAAAAAUGGCUUCGUGAAGAGCCACUGCCUGUUCCAACAACCACAUAAGUAUCGCCGCACCGUGGAGAAGAACCAAAAUGUCACACCCAGCUCUAGCCUGUACAAGAAGCCCUUUGUGGAGUCGUUUGAGGAGACUCCUCUCCUGGUAGCUGUGCUCACCUACAUGGGUUACGGCAUCCUCACCAUCUUUGGCUACCUCCGAGACUUCCUUCGCCACUGGAAUAUUGAGAAGUGCCAUGUGGCACAGGAGAGAGAGGAACAGAAGGACUUUGUUCCACUGUAUCAGGAUUUUGAGAACUUUUACACCAGGAACUUAUACAUGAGGAUUCGAGACAACUGGAACCGACCCAUCUGUAGCGUCCCUGGUGCCAAGAUAGAUCUGGUGGACAGAGUUUCCCACAACUACAAUUGGACCUUUGAGCACACAGGCAAAGUGGUGAAGGAUGUCAUCAACUUGGGGUCAUACAACUACCUUGGUUUUGCUGAGAACACUGGGGCGUGUGUCGAUGCUUCUAUUGAGGUCACACAAAAGUAUGGAGUUGGAGUGGGAAGCACUCGCUGUGAGAUGGGGAACAUGGAUAUCCAUGAGGAGCUGGAGCAGUUGGUAGCCAGGUUCUUGGGUGUUGAGUCAGCAAUGACUUUUGGCAUGGGCUUCGCAACCAACUCCAUGAACAUUCCUGUUCUCACUGGAAAGGGCUGUCUUAUCCUGAGUGACGAGCUGAAUCAUGCAUCGCUGGUGCUGGGUGUUCGCCUCUCUGGCUCCACAAUCCGGGUCUUCAAACACAACAACAUGCAAAGUCUAGAGAAGAUGCUGAGAGAUGCUAUCGUACACGGCCAGCCAAGAACUCACCGACCCUGGAAGAAAAUCCUCAUUGUGGUCGAGGGCAUAUACAGUAUGGAGGGGUCCAUUGUGCGUCUGCCAGAGAUAAUUGCUCUGAAGAAACGCUAUAAGGCCUACCUGUACCUCGAUGAGGCCCAUAGUAUCGGGGCCCUGGGGCCUAAUGGCAGAGGAGUGGUGGACUACUUUGACCUGGAUUCCAAAGAUGUCGACAUCAUGAUGGGAACAUUCACUAAGAGCUUUGGUGCUAGUGGAGGAUACAUCGGAGGCAAAAAGGAGCUAAUUGACUACCUGCGGCACCACUCUCACAGCGCCCUGUAUGCCACUUCCAUGCCCCCUCCUGUGGUCCAGCAGAUAAUCACCUCUAUGAAGAUCAUCAUGGGAGAAGACGGGACCACACUGGGUGCUGAUCGCAUCAGACAACUAUCAGAGAACACCACUUACUUCCGCAGGAAACUCCACGACAUGGGCUUCAUCAUAUACGGAAAUGACCACUCGCCCGUUGUACCCAUGAUGCUCUAUAUGCCCGCCAAAAUUGGGGCCUUUGGUCGAGAGAUGUUGAAGAGGAACAUUGGCACAGUGGUUGUUGGUUUCCCAGCGACACCCAUCAUCGAGUCCAGAGCACGUUUCUGCCUUUCAGCUCUUCACACCAGAGAGAUGCUUGACACAGCGUUGCAGGCCAUCAGUGAAGUGGGUGAACUGCUGCAGCUGAAGUACUCCAGACAUCAGCAGCCUCAUCCCUCACUGGAGUGGACAUCUGAGGACAGCCAGCUGCAGGACUGAGCCACAUCACCCCUACCCUGCCAUAUCUAGCCCUUUCCCCCAACUCACUGUCCCUCCUUUACCUUUUCUUGUCCAUCCCUCUCUUUCUUUUAAGCUACUCUCCACCCUACUUUUCUACACAUCAGACUCCUGUGGACUCAAAAGUACCAAAGUCUUCACCCUGGUCCACUUGGUUUUUGAAACUUGCCCACUAGUGUCACUCAUCAGUUUAUGCGCACUCUAUGAUCCAUCCAGUUCAUUCACCAAUAGCCAGGGAGGACAAAAAUGACCCACGUGCUGUUCUGUGUCUGUUGUUACAACGCUUGAUCAAAACCAUUCAGUUUGUCCUAGCUUAGUGUGACUGCAUCAGUCCAAUGUCAAGUCAGAUUCCUUUUUGUUUUAUUUGUGCAAUAAUAACAAUGUGGAGCAACAAACAAGAACAAGGGAGACUUAUUUUUGCCACGAGUCCAUACUAAACAUCAUCUGAUAUGUAAAUAUUAUUUAUCCCAAAGUUGGUCAUACUGCGUUAGGGUAGCAUCUCAAACCUCAAAAAGAGACAUUUCACAGGAGUAACACCAGUGUGUUCUCCAUAUGUAUUUAUCUCAUGGCUUUA
Monopterus albus (swamp eel) is the source of this 2448-nucleotide messenger RNA. It is a transcript of the gene sptlc2b, whose product is annotated as serine palmitoyltransferase, long chain base subunit 2b. The transcript is spliced from 12 exons. Gene Ontology annotation, molecular function: serine C-palmitoyltransferase activity; pyridoxal phosphate binding. Gene Ontology annotation, biological process: ceramide biosynthetic process; sphingosine biosynthetic process. The coding region runs from base 135 to 1856 and encodes 573 amino acids. Gene Ontology annotation, cellular component: serine palmitoyltransferase complex. NCBI's taxonomy places the organism in Eukaryota, Metazoa, Chordata, Actinopteri, Synbranchiformes, Synbranchidae. The record is from RefSeq and is a predicted model, not a curated record.